AUGCUCAGCACGGAAAGUUUCGUGGGGGCGAGAGCCCUGGGCGAGGAAUCGUUGCAGAUGUGGGACCUCAACAAGCGACUGGAGGCGUACCUGGCUCGCGUGAAGUUCUUGGAGGAGGAAAACGAGGUGCUGCGAGCCGAAAUCCAGAACGCCAAGGGCAGCCCCGCCGGCGAUUCGUGGCGGGCAAAGUACGAGGAGGAGCUGCGAGCUUUGCGGGAUGCGCUGGAUCGUGCCUUCACGGAGAAAUGUACGGCCGAGCUGGCCAGGGACAACCUCUACGAGGAGGUCCAGCAGGUGAAAAGCAGGUGCCAGAAGGAGCAGGCAGCCCGAGAAGAAGCCAAGAAGCAGCUUUCCUUGAGCAAAAAGGAACUGGAGGAGGAGAGGAGAGCGCAGAUCUGGCUGAAGGAGAGAGCAGGGCAGCUGGAGAAGGAGGUGGAAGCUUUGCUGGAGGUGCACGAGGAGGAAAAAGCGGGGCUGGACCAGGAGAUCGCGAGGUUCUCGCAGAGCCUGGAAAGCUUUCGAUGCGCGCCGUUGGCUUUCCAGCCGGUGGAAGUGGAGGACUACUCCAAGAGGCUUUCGGAAAUUUGGAAAGGGGCGGUGGAGACCUACAAGACGGAGGUGUCCCAGCUGGAGGGUUCCCUCUGCCAGGCCAAGGAGAACCUCUGGAAGGCGGUGGAGGACAACCAGCAGAGCCAGCUCCAGCUCCAGCACCUGGAGAAGGACCUGGCAGGGCUCAAAGCACGGAAGGAGAUGCUGGAGGAGAACCUGGCCCGGCAAUGGCAGGAGCAGCGUGGGGAGGCAGAGAAAUUCCAG
This is a messenger RNA of Cariama cristata (Red-legged seriema), 813 nucleotides long. RefSeq names its product tanabin-like. Gene Ontology annotation, biological process: positive regulation of intermediate filament depolymerization. The annotation marks the transcript as partial. The transcript has a single exon. The record is from RefSeq and is a predicted model, not a curated record. Lineage: Eukaryota; Metazoa; Chordata; Aves; Cariamiformes; Cariamidae. Gene Ontology annotation, cellular component: intermediate filament. Gene Ontology annotation, molecular function: intermediate filament binding; CCR5 chemokine receptor binding.